Cynocephalus volans (Philippine flying lemur) is the source of this 1579-nucleotide messenger RNA. It is a transcript of the gene FADS1, whose product is annotated as fatty acid desaturase 1. Gene Ontology annotation, cellular component: membrane. NCBI's taxonomy places the organism in Eukaryota, Metazoa, Chordata, Mammalia, Dermoptera, Cynocephalidae. The record is from RefSeq and is a predicted model, not a curated record. Gene Ontology annotation, molecular function: oxidoreductase activity, acting on paired donors, with oxidation of a pair of donors resulting in the reduction of molecular oxygen to two molecules of water. Gene Ontology annotation, biological process: lipid metabolic process.
AUGGGAGCACGCGCUGCGAGGCCCCGCGGUCCGCGCCGUGGUGCUGAAAACGCGGCGCGCCGAAGGCGGGCGCCGGGCGCGCGCCAACUGACCCGCUCCCGGAGUACGCGAGGCCGGAGCGUGCGCUUGGGGUCUCGCUUGACAGCCCCUGCCUGGCGGGCGCCCAGAGUCGCCAGGCCGGAGAUGGCCCCCGACCCAGUGGCCGCCGAGACCCCGGCCCGGGGGCCCACGCCGCGCUACUUCACCUGGGACGAGGUGGCGCAGCGCUGCGGGCGCGAGGAGCGGUGGCUCGUGAUCGACCGGAAGGUGUACAACAUUAGCGAGUUCACCCGCCGGCACCCGGGGGGCUCCCGAGUCAUCAGCCACUACUCCGGGCAGGAUGCCACGGAUCCCUUUAUGGCGUUCCACAUCAACAAGGGCCUUGUGAGGAAGUAUAUGAACUCUCUCCUGAUUGGGGAACUGUCUCCGGAGCAGCCCAGCUUUGAGCCAACCAAGAAUAAAGAGCUGACUGAUGAGUUCCGGGAGCUGCGGGCCACGGUGGAGCAGAUGGGGCUCAUGAAGGCCAACCACGUCUUCUUCCUGCUGUACCUAUUGCACAUCCUGCUGCUGGAUGUUGCUGCCUGGCUCACACUUUGGGUCUUUGGGACAUCCUUCGUGCCCUUCCUCUUCUGUGCAAUGCUGCUCAGCGUAGUUCAGGCCCAGGCUGGCUGGCUCCAGCAUGACUUUGGCCACCUGUCAGUCUUCAGCACCUCUACAUGGAACCACCUGGUACAUCAUUUUGUGAUUGGCCACCUGAAGGGGGCCCCUGCCAGUUGGUGGAAUCACAUGCACUUCCAGCACCACGCCAAGCCCAACUGCUUCCGCAAAGACCCAGACAUCAACAUGCAUCCCUUCUUCUUUGCCUUGGGAAAGAUCCUCUCUGUGGAACUUGGGAAACAGAAGAAAAAGUACAUGCCAUACAACCACCAGCACAAAUACUUCUUCCUGAUCGGGCCCCCAGCCUUGCUGCCUCUCUACUUCCAGUGGUAUAUUUUCUAUUUUGUUUUCCAGCGGAAGAAGUGGGUGGACUUGGCCUGGAUGAUCACCUUCUACACCCGCAUCUUCCUCACUUAUGUGCCGCUGUUGGGGCUGAAAGGCUUUCUGGGCCUUUUCUUCAUGGUCAGGUUCCUGGAAAGCAACUGGUUUGUGUGGGUGACACAAAUGAACCACAUCCCCAUGCAUAUUGACCACGACCGAAACGUGGACUGGGUCUCCACCCAGCUCCAGGCAACAUGCAACGUCCACAAGUCCGCCUUCAACGACUGGUUCAGUGGACACCUCAACUUCCAGAUCGAGCACCAUCUUUUUCCCACAAUGCCCCGACACAAUUACCACAAAGUGGCUCCCCUGGUGCAGUCCCUGUGUGCCAAGCAUGGCAUAGAGUACCGGUCCAAGCCACUGCUCUCAGCCUUCGCCGACAUUGUCCACUCACUGAAGGAGUCGGGGCAGCUCUGGCUAGAUGCCUAUCUUCACCAGUAACAACAGUCCCCAACCCCCACCUGAAGAGGAAGAGGACUCUGGAGUCAAAGCAGAGGAGAGC